Molecule: messenger RNA, 1296 nt
Organism: Penicillium crustosum
Lineage: Eukaryota; Fungi; Ascomycota; Eurotiomycetes; Eurotiales; Aspergillaceae
Exons: 1
Coding region: 1-1296 (431 amino acids)
Source: RefSeq, a predicted model, not a curated record
AUGGCCAACCAUAGCACGCGUCAAAAUGUUGGGAUGCUCGGGUAUGACCCUUUUGAGUGUGGUGACCUCGACGGCUUCCGGGAAUCGGGCCUAUCAUCCUUCCGUCCACACCACGCAUUAAAACUGAGGAUGAAGCCCAUCAUCGAUGCCAUCCCCGAGACUUUCGACAGCUUGGGAAUACUAGCUGGCUGCCCAUGUGGGGUCCAGAGGGCGACCAUUGCCCAACGCACGCCUCUACAUGUCCUGAUGCAAAUCGCUCAAUGCUUAGCACACAUUGCAGCCGCAUCCAAUUGUCCCGCUUGUAUGUGUGCGGGGAUUUCAAUGAUGUACCUUGCGUGGCUGAGGGCUUCGGAGUGUGAGGAGAGGAGAGGUUGGUCAGACUCCAUUAUCGGAUGUUGCGAAUGUGUUGGUCUGUCACAGUUCAAGCUACACGACAUUAGCGAGGUAAUACAACAGGAACCAGCAUCUGUUUGUCAGGCCGACUGCUGGGCCAAGGCAUUGUCGGAUGCUGGUGAAUUGUCCGUUGGUGAAGCUCUCUAUGUCAACCGAGCCCGGGUUUUUACACACCCGUCUGGCACGACAAGUUUUCGCAAUUGGCUCACAAAAAUCACCGAACCGUAUGCCGACCAGCUGUUUGGUAGCUGUGACCAGAUGCCGUUCCGUGAAGCCCUAGGUCUGACGGGAUGGUACACUGUCUGUUGCUCACACCCUUUGGCUCAGGGCGCGGAGGAGACUCUACGGGAAAUUAUUCGCUAUACAAUGGAUGCUGAGAUGUUCAGUCAAUAUGAUUUCAAAUCGCAGCGCCAAAUACACUCAAGAUCCGCAUCUCUACCGGACGUGGAUUCGUCAUCCAGUGAUCGGGCUGACAAGGCAAGACCUAUCCUGCGAGAAAAGAGUGCAGUGCACGCUACAUAUGUUACUAGGCGUCUCGUGGACGGCAUUUGGACCCCUUUCUUCUAUCAGCGCAUGUCUAAACCGAUGAUCUCUUACCAUCGCUCGCAAAUUCAGCAGCCAACACCCAUCGAAUGUCUUAGUGUGCUGGUAUUUGACACGUUCACCCACCGAAGGCGGCUACAGGAGGACGGGAAUAUCGACUCCACUUCUUACGUGAACUCUCUCAAUGGGCAGUCUGCCUCAGGCGCAUACUCGAAGUGGCACGCUUAUAUAUGUUCGCUCGCUCACCAGGCUGCCUUAUCUUCUCUAUGGGAUAUAACACACCACCUGCCACCGCUUAAUAUAGACGGGGACAUACCCAGCUCUGAUAGUGGUAGGGAACUGCCCGGAAAGCAGGAAUAA